AUGCCAACAUCAACAUCAACAGAAACAUCAGCAUCAUCAUCAACAUCAAAUGAUGAACAAAUCCACAUACGGAAUCAUAUGCGAAUUAGUCCAGCUGCUGCAGAGCCUAACAGUGGCAGCAAUGCGUCCGCUGCAGCAGCAGCAGCGGCCGCUGCAGCCACCAACGGCACCGAGGGCAGCACAGCCCUCAACGAUGACCAGGAUGCCAAGCGGCGCAAGUGCCUGGAAACAGAUGAAACCCAAGAUGGAGCAAGCACCAUGAUUGAUCCGAACAGCGUGCUGAAUAAGAUCGCCCACAUGUAUGCGGAGCAACUGAUGUCGGACAUUGUUCUGCUGGUAGAUGGUAAGGAGUAUCCGGCACACCGUGUCAUACUCUGUGCGAGCAGUGAUGUCUUUCAAGUCAUGCUGAUGAAUCCGGAGUGGAACGAGUGCAGCAAACACGUGAUCGAGCUGCACGAGGAAGCCUGCUGUUCGGCUGUAUUUCCACAGUUCAUCAAGUAUCUGUAUGUGGGUCAGAUCGAGGUGACACUGCAGACGGUGAUGCCGAUGCUGGCAUUGUCCGACAAAUACAAUGUGCGAGAUCUCAUCGAGCUGUGCAUCGGCUAUAUGACGAAGCACGUGGCCAAGGCAGCGACCAAUGGCUUUUUGGUCUCCUGGCUGCAAUAUACGCUCUCGUUUACGCCCACGCACAAUGAUCUCACCGAAACGCUGAAGCGUUUCCUCAAAAACAAUUUGGAACUGGUGGCCGAGUCCAAGGACUUCGUUGAAAUGGAUCCCGCCAUACUGCAGCUGCUGCUGCAGCAGAACGACAUCGUUGUCACCAGCGAGUACAAAUUGUUUAGCAUCUUGCAGACGUGGCUGCUGCAUCGCCGUGGACUAAUCGAAGCCCAAACCGGCCUCAGCGCCGACAAAAGGGCCAGCAACUUCAUGGAGCUAAUUGAGCAGACUGUCAUGCACAUACGCUUUGGCAUGAUGACGCCCAGGGAGCUGGCACAUCUGCUCAUCGUUCCGCUGAUGGAAUAUCAUAAGGAAUUUCUGGUCGAUCGCAUUGCCAUCGCCAUGAGCUAUCAUUCCGGGCAGGAGGAUCGUGUGCGCGAGAUCCGUGCAACCGAAUGCGGCCAAUUGCAAUUCACGCCUCGACUCUACUGGAACGACACGUGGAGCGUCGGCAUCGAUGUGCACAACUUUGACAAGAUCGAGGACUACAAGCCCUAUGUCACCUGCUUCUUUUCACAACGACACAUUGCCGAGACUAAGGACGAUUCGUGCAUGACCUGGGAGAUCGAGUUCUUUCCGCGCGGCGUCAAGUACAACAAGGCCAAAAUGGUCUGGGGCGAGGAUGUGCCCGGCUGUUCGCUCAACACGGUGCGACUGCGUGUCACAUGCAAGCAUCAGGACAUUGGCGAGGAGCGUUUCAAGGUCGCCGUGCUGAUAGUUGGCGUGCAGAACAAGAUUGAGCACAUACGCACCGUUGUCCAUCGCACCGAAUACUUUUCGGAUGAGGCGCGUGUCAUCAACUUGGAUAAUCUCUUGCCCUUCGACGAGCUGGAGCACACCUCGCGCAAUUUGAGUCCGCAUUUAACGGGCAAUCAGCGCAAUACGCUCUCCCUGCACGUUGUCAUAACACCGAUGGAUGCGCACACCUGCCGUGAUACGCCUCCAUUUCAAUUUUGAACCAAUCUAAACAGAUCAGACUACUCACAUACAACAUUUCCAAAUUCCUUGGAGUGGAGUGCUCUGUGAGAGCGUCGCUGCUUUGGCCAUAUGCUACAGAGUAUAGCUGAGAUCUCUCUCGCUUCAUUUCCAUUAGGAGUUAAUCAACACACACACACACACACACACAUACACGCACGCACACAUUUACAAAGUAGCUAAAGCAUUGUUGUACCCGCUCAGCCCCUAGAUGAUCCUAGUCGUUGGAAGCUUUUAGCUUCGAUUCGCUCGUGCAUACACCUAGCUCUAUGUGUGUAUCUGUACACAUAAAUAUUUAUAUCGAUAUAUAUAUAUAUAUGUAGAUAUAUAUUAUAUCUUCCAUCUAGUUAUGAUCAAUCCGUUGUAUAAAUGAAAAACAUUUGAAGCGCAGCUUUUCGUAGCACGUCGACGCAUCAAUUCUAUUCCUGCUGUACAUAUCCCAGCUUAAGCAUUAUAUAUAUGUAUAUAUAUUUAUAUAUAUGUAUAUGUAUAUGUAAUUUUCAACUAACGGUCUAUGGGUGUGUAUCUCAGCAAUACGUUCUGUUUUCGUUUCUUUCCAAUUCCUUUUUUUUAUAGUUUUAUAUGUUAUAUUAAUUAAUUUGAAUUCGAUUUUAACUUAAGCGUUUAGCAAAAAAGGCCAUUUAUUUUAUGUAUUCGUAGUUGGCUUUCCUCUUUUUUCUUAGACCAAAAACCCAUAUGUUUACUGAUCGCAAUGCCCAAGAGCCUUGCAACUGGACUAUGGAAAGGACGAACUUCUAAUAAACAUUGAUUUGUAUAGAAACGAAUGAGAGUUUUUAACUAUUUGAUAAGCUCGAAGUAGUUUGGAAGUCUUGCUUGCAGUUAGCACUUAACAUUAACUUUACCAGGCAGCUUACCCUCAGGUUUUGAAAUAUGUUUAGCGUGAUUUCGUUGUCAUUUAACUAAUGUGGUCUUUGAUCGUUAGAUGAGACAGCAGAUCGUCUGCUUCUUCUUCUAGUUCUGCUUUUACAGCUGGCGAAGCUACGCAAAUACUCAUAAAUUUUUACCACUCGCUGUACAACAUGAUAAUGCCGAUCUAUGUAAGGCUGUUACCAACUUAUGUAGCUGCGUUAGAAAGAUAGUAGUGCUACGUAUGUGUGUAUUUGUAUAGCUCUCUCUCGCUCUAACUCUAUAUAUACAUUAUCUUUGGCUUUUAGUGUAAAUAAUAUGUAGUCAAGUUUGUAAAAAACUACUUGGCUCUUGUUCUAACACCCAAAACAGCUGCUUAAGAAUCGAGCUAUCAAAAUCCAAACAUAUAUAUAUAUAUAUGUCCAUAGAUAAGAAGAGUAAGGUACAAAAAGAGAUCCAGGGGGCGAAGGGCGUGCGAAAGAGACAGAGGUUGAGCUAAGUGUUUAUAAAUAGAAAACGUUGUUUAUCUAAAUCAAAUCCUCUGUAUCCUAUAUACAUAUAUAACUAUAUAUCAACGACGUAAUUGUAAGACAUUGUCAACACUUUUUGUUGCCAGCUUUGAUUAAGGUUUCUUUGACUAACUCUAUAAUAGAUGCAUUCAUUG
This is a messenger RNA of Drosophila hydei, 3223 nucleotides long. It is a transcript of the gene Tango10, whose product is annotated as BTB/POZ domain-containing protein 17. NCBI's taxonomy places the organism in Eukaryota, Metazoa, Arthropoda, Insecta, Diptera, Drosophilidae. The record is from RefSeq and is a predicted model, not a curated record. Gene Ontology annotation, molecular function: protein binding. The transcript is spliced from 5 exons. The coding region runs from base 1 to 1674 and encodes 557 amino acids.